This is a messenger RNA of Camelina sativa (false flax), 685 nucleotides long. The record is from RefSeq and is a predicted model, not a curated record. Lineage: Eukaryota; Viridiplantae; Streptophyta; Magnoliopsida; Brassicales; Brassicaceae.
GAAGUUUCGUGACGACUAAAAAUUUUCUCCUUUAAAAGUAAGUCAUCAGACGAAUAUGAAUAUUUGCCUUCUUCACUCUCUCCUCCUAAACAAAAAAAUCAAUUUCACUUUGUAAAUGUAUCCCAAACAACAAGUUAGGAUUUAUAAUUACUCCCUAGACACCAUGAACAAGGACGAUAAUGUGGAGAGAAAGGAGACGAUGAUGAGGAUCGAUGAUAGAGGAAGAGGAGACGAAGAUGAAGAAGACAAGAAGAUUGAUACCUUCUUUAAGCUUAUCAAAAACUAUCAAGAAGCACGGAAACGUAGACGAGAAGAGUUAGCUGAAAAUUCUAGCGGCGUUAUGAAGAAAUCUAACGGCGGAGAGAGGUCCCGUAUAGUAGUUCCGGCGUUUCAGCCGGAGGAUUUCUCUCAGUGUCGUACAGAUUUGAAGCCAUUGAUGACUGUUUCGGAUCACAAGGAAGAAGAUACAAAGGUGAAACAAGAAGACGAAGCAGAAGCAGAAAAGCUAAAACAAGACAAGGCUUUAGAUCUUAAUCUUACAUUGUAGUAAACUAAUCUAUUGUUAUUUUAUUUUUUAUUUUUUUAAUGUUUCACUUAGUGUUUGUGAUUAGUAAAUCUCUCAUUUGACUAAACGCAGAGGUGUGUCCGAUUAAAUAAACCUUAAAAAACGAAUAAUUAAGCUCUA